GUUGGGAAGUGAAAGCGGAUGAGAGACUUCCAGGAUAUAUAUAUAUAUAUAGUCUUUCGGAACAGUUCGGGGAAUUCAUAUUUUAAUAAGGUUUUUUAAAAUUUUCUUAAAACUGUUACCGCCUGUGCUGUACGACACAUGCGCACUUGAAUCCUCCAAACACGGACUGGGACUUGCGAGAACUGGAAAUUUUGUAUCAAAACUUUUUUGUUUUUUUUUGGACAUGAUUGAUUUGUUAUCGACAUCCCUGAUGAGCUGUGGCUUACUUUGUGGCGCCUCGCUGACUUCAAGUCCCCGACUCUGACAUGAUAUGAAACCAUCUAGGAGGAACCUGGUUUUGACGCAGCGUGAUGGAAUUACAGAAGCCCUGAUGAAGUCUAACAUUUUUAAGAUUCAUUCUUCCUGGAAAUGGCAAGUCGUGCCAUAUUGAUGGAGCGGACAGCGGUUUUCAUAUGCAGUGUAUUGAUCCUAAUAAUCGGUUUAUGUGUCGGAUCUCCUAACCACAGCCGCCGGCUGGUCUGCUGGAAAGCCAUCCUCAAGUGCCACGGAGAGCCAGAGUGCCAUUACGCGUACGAUCAGUACCUUUAUGCCUGCUCGGCUGUCAUCAAUGGGGACCGCAAGAAGUGUCCCAGUCACUGCAUAUCCUCUCUCAUUCAGCUCAACCUAACUCAAAGUGGUCCGGCUCUGGAGGACUGCGACUGCGCCCUGGACCCGGUCUGCAGGAGCACAAAACAAGCCAUCGAGCCGUGCCUGCCGCGGACCAGCACCAUGGGCUGCACCGAGGCCCGGCGGCAGUGCGAGAUGGACCUCUCUUGUAGCUCUGCUAUGAGGGAUUAUUUAUUCCACUGCAGGAAACUUUUCGGAGGGGAAAGGUGCUCGGAUGGGUGCCGCAGGGUGAUAGCCAACAUGCGCUCCAUACCGAAAGCGCAGCAGCUAGACACUUGUGUAUGUGAUGGCACAGAGAGGAACAUAUGCGAGUACAUAAAAGUCAGCAUGAAAACCUUCUGCUCUGAUUCUAGUGACAGGUUCGCGGGAAGCGGGUUUUCAGACUCUGAGGAGGAUUCUGAGGAUGAUUACAUCGACCAGGAGGAUUAUCAGUAUGAGGAAAACUCGUGUGACUCUAAACCUUGUCAGACUGUGCUAAAUGUCCUGACCACCAUUUUGGUUUUAACCAAAUUAAUCUGAAAAGCUGCUGCCAUGAAGGGCAGAGAGUCAGUGGUCUCUCUCAUUGUGAAUCAACACCAGAAAUCAACUCACAUCACUAAAAAGUUGUCUCAGCCAUGUUUGUCCUUAAACUUAAACAUUUGGGGCAGUUAAAUUCAACCCUAAACUUCCUGCUACAGAUCUACACAAAUGUGUACAAUUUAGGACAUUUGCUGUUUGUUAAUCACGCAUGUUAAAAGCAUGCAAAUGACGGUUUGUGGAUCAGAUCAUUACCAUAUGUAGUAUUAGUUAUAUUUUAGUUACACAUUCAAAAAUGUUCUAAUAAUGCUGAAGGAGACUAUUUUUCUAUGUCGGCUAUAUAAAGAUAAAUUGUACAGUAUAUUGUAUAAACUUGUUUUUGUCAAAGUAUUUGUUUAUGAGGGACAAGAGAUUUGCACUGUAUAAAUAGGUGAGUCACACACUUUUACUGCAUUAUGACCACAGAGGAGGGAAAAAUGUUUUGUCUAAAAGUGCCUAAAAGUCUUUUUACUGGUUUUUAUUCACCAUAAUGUGACCAUAUCAGAAGCAUUCUGUGAAAGCACAGCAAUUUUCCUUUACCAGCCGUACAGACUUUUUCCACAACCCCUUCAUUAAAAACCAAAGUUGAUGUAAGCUACCGAAAUGUGUCUAAAUCCCAGCGCAGAUAAUGCAUCUGAAACAAGAAGCUCUUAAGAAUGAAACACUUGACCUUGCAAACAUGGAUGUUUGGGUAAGGUAUAAAGUGUUCAUUCUUGAAAACUGUUCAAACAGACGAGAGAAAGGUAAAACUCCUCCUCUUGGGGAUUUGCAGCCCGAAUGGAGCCAAGAAGUGUUCGGUCAGUUUGUUUAUCCUCACCCCAUGUGUUAGUUAGAAGUCUUCACUAAAGACACACUGAGAAAAAAAAAAA
Molecule: messenger RNA, 2090 nt
Organism: Morone saxatilis (striped sea-bass)
Lineage: Eukaryota; Metazoa; Chordata; Actinopteri; Moronidae
Gene: gas1b
Product: growth arrest-specific 1b
Exons: 1
Coding region: 409-1185 (258 amino acids)
Biological process (GO): regulation of cell cycle
Source: RefSeq, a predicted model, not a curated record